Ipomoea nil (Japanese morning glory) is the source of this 3748-nucleotide messenger RNA. RefSeq names its product probable LRR receptor-like serine/threonine-protein kinase At4g36180. Gene Ontology annotation, biological process: protein phosphorylation. Bases 206 to 3646 code for a protein of 1146 amino acids. Gene Ontology annotation, molecular function: protein binding; ATP binding; protein kinase activity. NCBI's taxonomy places the organism in Eukaryota, Viridiplantae, Streptophyta, Magnoliopsida, Solanales, Convolvulaceae. The transcript has a single exon. The record is from RefSeq and is a predicted model, not a curated record.
CCAGCAGAGCUUCUUUCUUCUUCUCUCUCUUUAUAUGCAAAAAAUCUAAAAAAAAAAAAAACGUCUUUGGGAAGAGAGAAAACGGAACCCUACAAUACUUACAAAAACUAAACGCACUUCACCAUUGCCACAUGGCCUCGAUCUUGUCAUCUUUCUUCUCCUUCUCAGUCUGCAAUACGCUCCCAUAGCCUUCACCCCCGCUCUCAUGUCAACGGCUACUUUUUCCUUCUUCGCCGCCGCCGCGACAGCGGUGGCGCUAUUUCUGCAUAUGUUGUUAAUUUCCUCUGCUUUUGCGACUGCGGCGUCGCCGACGCCGGAGGAGAUGGAGGUUGAGGCGUUGCUGUCGUUCAAGGGGAACUUGGAAGAUCCGCUUGGCGCAUUGGACGGCUGGGAUGCUUCCACGCCGUCGGCUCCGUGUGACUGGGUUGGGAUUCGGUGUGACGGCGGCCGCGUUGUUGAGCUCCGCCUGCCGCGCCUUCAGCUUCGGGGACGGAUAACUGAACGGAUUGCUAACCUGCGCCAGCUGCGCAGGUUAAGCCUGCAUUCCAACAACCUCAACGGCUCCGUGCCGCGGGGGCUGUCGCGGUGCUCUCUGUUGCGUGCGGUUUACCUGCAUAACAACUCGCUCUCCGGCGACCUCCCGCCGGGGAUUUCGAACCUGACGAAUCUGCAAGUUCUCAACGUCGCUCGGAACUUUAUGUCCGGUGGAAUCCCCGGCGGUGUUCCUCGCAGCCUCCGGUUCCUGGAUCUCUCCUCCAACUCGUUCUCCGGCGACGUGCCGGCCAACCUCUCCGCCGCCGCCGAGCUCGAGCUGCUAAACCUGUCGUUCAACCGCUUCAGCGGAGAAAUUCCGGCCGGCAUUGGAGCGCUCCAGAACCUACAGUACCUCUGGCUCGAUUCCAACCAGCUCUACGGAACUAUACCGUCGGCGAUCUCCAACUGUUCCUCCCUGAUACACUUCAGCGCCGGCGACAACAAUCUCCGAGGGCUCUUGCCGUCGACGAUCGGCUCUCUUCAGAACCUGCAAGUCAUCUCACUAUCGCAUAACCAACUCACAGGCGUGGUCCCUGCAUCGCUCUUAUGUAAAGUCUCAGUCAAUGCUCAUACUAUAAGGAUUAUUGAGCUAGGGUUUAAUGCAUUCACGGGCUUAGUCAACCCGGAAAAUGCAGUAUGCUCAAGUGUUUUGGAGGUUCUCGGCCUUCACGGGAAUCACAUAAAUGGCGUUUUCCCCAAUUGGCUGUUGGGCAUUUCUACGCUAAAGGUUCUUGAUAUAUCUGGAAAUUCGAUUUCCGGAGCUUUACCUAGCAAUCUGGGAAAUCUAGUAAUGCUGGAGGAGCUAAACGUGGCUAACAACUCACUCGCCGGAAAAAUUCCAGAUAGUAUUAAGAAAUGUCGGAAGCUGCAGCGACUUGAUGUUAGUGGGAAUCGGUUUCCCGGUUUGAUUCCGGAGUUCUUAGGAGGAAUGAAGAGCUUGACAUUGUUGUCGCUUGGUAACAAUCUUUUCAAUGGUUCGAUUCCUGCAAGUUUUGGUGGUCUUAAUCAGCUUGUAUAUUUGGAUGUAAGCAGCAACAAUUUGAGUGGGAAUUUGCCCCAAGACCUGAUGCUGCUUAGAAAUUUGAGCACCUUGAAUUUGAGUGGCAACAAGUUUUCCGGCGAAAUUCCGGUGGACAUUCAGAACCUGAAUGGUUUAGAGGCUCUAAAUUUGAGCAAAUGUGGGUUCUCCGGGAGGGUUCCGGCGACCAUCGGAAGCUUAUUGUGGCUCAAGACUCUUGAUUUGAGUAAACAAAACCUGUCUGGAGCAUUGCCCAUUGAGCUUUUUGGGCUGCCCAGUUUGCAAGCUGUUGCUUUACAAGAAAAUGAGUUCACCGGAGAUGUUCCUGAAGGUUUUAGCAGUUUGUCCAGUCUGGAGUACUUGAAUCUGUCAUCUAAUGGCUUUUCUGGACAGAUUUCAUCCACAUUUGGGUUCCUGAGAUCCUUGAAAGUUCUCUCUCUUUCCAAGAACAGAAUCAAUGGCUCUAUCCCACUUGAAUUGGGCAAUUGUUCUGCUCUUGAAGUGGUGGAGCUUCAACACAAUCAUCUAAGAGGGAAAAUCCCCAAUGAGUUCUCCCAUUUAUCUCAUCUCAGGGAGCUUCAUUUGAGCCACAAUGGUUUAACAGGCGAAAUCCCAGAAGAGAUCUCCAAUUGCUCCUUAUUGGCAACCCUUUUGUUAGAUUCAAACAACAUAUCAGGUGGCAUUCCAGACUCCUUAUCAAGGCUGUCAAACCUGGCAAUCUUAAAUCUCUCAUCCAAUAAUUUGAGCAGCACAAUCCCCUCAAAUCUGCCUCUGAUUUCUCUGAAAGACUUCAAUGUUUCCCAUAACCAUCUCGAGGGCGAGAUUCCGGUGCCAUUGGGCUCUCUCUUCAACAACCCAUCUCUGUUUGCUAGCAAUGAUGGGUUGUGUGGGAAGCCAUUGAAGGAGUGCAAGAAUGACAAGGGGAAACAAAGGAAGAAGCUGAUUUUGCUCAUUGUGUUGUCUGCAAUAGGAAUGAUUGUCCUCACAUUCUGCUGCUGUGGCUAUAUCUACAGCCUGAUUCAAUGGAACAGGAAGCUGAGAGGCCGGGGCGGGGAGAAGAAGCGCAGCAGCCCCGGGCGGGCUAGCUCCGGGGGAGAAACCGGGAGAGGAAGCGGCGAAAAUGGAGGGCCUAAGCUUAUAAUGUUCAACAACAAGAUCACUUAUGCAGAAACUGUGGAAGCCACCAGGCAAUUUGAUGAGGAGAAUGUGUUGAGCAGAGGGAAAUAUGGAGUUGAAUUCAAAGCUAAUUAUGGAGAUGGAAUGGUUCUCUCCAUUCGCCGCCUCCCGGAUACCUCCAUUGAAGAAAACACUUUCCGGAAAGAAGCCGAGUCUCUGGGCAAAGUGAGACACCGGAAUCUGACUGUUCUCCGGGGAUAUUACCCCGGACCGCCGCCGGACGUCCGGCUACUUGUCUAUGACUACAUGCCUAACGGCAAUUUAGCCACCCUUUUACAAGAAGCUUCGCACCAGGACGGCCAUGUCCUCAACUGGCCAAUGCGCCACCUCAUCGCCCUCGGCAUUGCCCGCGGAUUAGCGUUCUUGCACUCCGUUUCAAUGGUCCACGGCGAUAUAAAGCCACAGAAUGUGCUAUUCGACGCCGACUUCGAAGCUCACUUAACAGAUUUCGGGUUAGAAAAGCUAAGCAAAGCGGCGGCGGGGGCGGCCGCCGCCGCCGCCUCCACAUCCGCCACCCCGGUGGGGACUCUAGGCUAUGUAGCCCCGGAAGUUACCUUAACCGGACUACCCACGAAAGAAGCCGACGUGUACAGCUUCGGGAUCGUGUUACUGGAGAUUCUAACGGGGAGAAAACCGGUGAUGUUCAACGGCGACGAAGACAUCGUGAAGUGGGUGAAGAGACAGUUGCAGAGAGGGCAAAUCUCGGAGCUUCUUGAACCGGGUUUGCUGGAGCUUGACCCGGAGUCAUCGGAAUGGGAAGAGUUCUUGCUGGGAGUUAAAGUGGGUCUCCUUUGCACCAUGCCUGAUCCUCUGGAGAGACCUUCCAUGACUGACGUCGUGUUCAUGCUCGAAGGCUGCCGUGUCGGCCCCGAUAUCCCUUCCUCCGCCGAUCCCACCACCCUUCCUUCUCCCAUUUGAUUAUUAUCUCUUAAUUACCUGUAAUUUCUUCGUUUUUUUUUUUCUUCAUUCUUCCUUGUUCAUGUAUUCUUUGAACGCAUAAUUAAAGUUUUUGAUCAUUCA